CGGAUGACAUGAACCUAACGAUGAGCGGCGACCACGAGAUUGCGGGCAUUAAUUCAAUUCUGCCCAAAGAGCACAACGGAACCCAAUUCUUCAAUUUGCCGAUUGUUAGCAAUUGCGACAAAGAUGUGUCGGCUGUGGGCGGAUGGGACUCAUCCAUACACGACUCCCUAUACCUGAACCGAAUCACUCCACCCAACGAACGCGUGUAUCUCAUUCUCAAAGUGUCGGUACGGCUCAGCCAUCCGGCGGUCAUGGAGUUAGUGCUCCGCAAACGGGUGUCAAUCAAUGUCUACAAAAAGCAAUCGCUGACCGGACGGCUGUUCAAGAAGAUCGGUCGCGUCGACUGUCAGACGGCCACUGGUCUCACGUAUGAGAUCGUGUCCUCCAUUCCGAAGGCCAGCGAAGAUAUCGAAGAUCGCGAAACGUUGGCUUUGAUGGCGGCCUCGGGUCAGGACAGCACCGCUUUCGACGGCGAAAGUUAUAUCGAAAAGUAUACGAAAGGCGUUUCGGCCGUCGAAAGCAUUUUAUCGCUCGACCGACUCCGACAAGAAGUGGCCGCAAAGGAACUGUUGGCCCGAAAGGGGAAAUUCAACACAACUUCCAUCAGUCAGGAGGCGCUGAUCCGAAAGACGGCGAGUGUACCCAAUAUGGCACAAAUGGCUUUCCUUUCGCCCUCAAUGAACACCAGUUUAACUAAAUCAGAGAAAUCCGACUCUUCUUUCGACUUGUCGUACAUCACAAACACGGCUUACGAAGGCUUUGAUCGCAUUCGACAAAAGGCUUCCACUUAUCUGAGCGGUGGUUCGACCGCUGCCUUCACAGCACAGCCGACGCCCGACACACACAGACCUACGGCUAACUCAGCGCCCGUUUCGGCCGCCACCACACCAUCCGAUCCGAUGCUUCCCAAUAGAAACUCAAUGACAGCCAAUCGGCCAAACUUUCUGAACCUAAACUUCAAUCUCAAUCUAGCGCUUAGACAGACGUCCGGUAAA
Molecule: messenger RNA, 995 nt
Organism: Medioppia subpectinata
Lineage: Eukaryota; Metazoa; Arthropoda; Arachnida; Sarcoptiformes; Oppiidae
Source: the annotation of a GenBank genome assembly